UGUGGGAGGAUAUAACUCCCAUCCUCAUGUGCUUGACCCAUUCAAAACAAGUGAGUGUGAAAGGCCCGGCCACACAGGCACCCAAACAGACAGCGCAGUAUGCUGGUGGCAGAUGUCUUCUACACUGGAGCACUGAUGCUCUGCUGGACCAGUCUCUGCGUGAUCCUGCAGGUCUCACAUGGACAACAACUGAUCCCAGUCCAGGACCCCACGACAACAGGAGACCACCACGCAACGGGUUCCACAGAGACCAGAGAUGAUUUGGAAAUUAAAAACCGUGUUCCUCUCUGUGCGCCGUGCUUUGUGGAUGAUAUAUUUGCAGCGUUGCGAGAAGGUGUGGGCAACAACGGUGAACUCACAAACCACAGUCUGGCGCUGUUUGGAGUCUGCACAGCAUCUGGUUCAUCAGGCUCAGUCUUAUUAGAGCUUACAAAGGAAUCAAAGAGAAAUCAGAGAAAUGGACUGGAGCUUCUGAAUCGAGAUGGAGUGCUCUCAGCAGAGGAAGAUGAGACAGGAACACUCAAGUUGACCUUUGACCUCCCACGAUCUCCUCUGCUGGGGCUGAACCCUGUGCUGCUCUUGGGGUGUGAAAGUCCCAUCACAGGAGGUAACCUGGACAUCACUUUCACUAGCGAGUCGCUUCAACCUAAUACACAGUCUGUGUGUAUUUCAGGAGAAACAAAGUACAUGAUGCUAAUGGGAAAAUCAUCAGAGGGCAAUGUUCACCAGAAAUGGAGGAUUUCUGUUGACACAAAAUCCCCUGACAUGAAGCAAAGCCUGAAAGACACCCUCAUUCGUGAAAAAUCAGGAAGCAGCAUCAGCACGACUCCACUUCUGCUUUUCUCAGGCGAAAGGGGAACUGAUACAAGUUACACUCAUGUCGCAGGUUCAUCCCCAGCCUCUUCACAGACGUCCUCCUUCCUCUGUGAGCUGAAGCGAUUCCUGGGUGAUGUCAUGCCUCAGGACCAAACUGAGUCCCCACCGCUCCAGCUGACCUCCCUGCAGUCCCUGCCUCCCCUAACACUGGGAAUAUCCUCCAGCGAAUCCCUGCUGGCGGGGCUGAUCAACUCCUCUGCCCUCACCAUCUUCUCCUUCGCCAGCUGUUGCUCCGUGUUCCGGGUGCAUCGUGGAGAGCUGGCCCUGUCUCCUGCACUGCUGGAGGAGCUCAGGCAGAGGUUGGAGCAGGCUGUGAUGCAGAUAAUGGAGGUAAUAAGAGAGGAGGAGGUGGGUCACAGGGCCACGGAGAGGCUCGGGAGGCUCAUAGAACUCUGCGUCCCCCAAGAAGGAACCAACAACAGAACAGGAGAGAGUCAGUACCGUGCAUUUCUUCUGCUGAAGGCUCUUCAGACGGUGGCCCGUACAUAUGAGGUGAAGAGAGGACUGCGGGCUACCAGAGCUGACCCCAACAAUCCAGUGAGGGGUGACCAGUGUGGGCUGAGGGACCUCACUGUGUCUCUCGAAAAGCACGUUAUUGGUCCAAACACUGCCAACAUCAACAACUGCCAUGGCUCCUGUGCCGUCCCUCUGGUCAAUCCCAGCAACCAUGCCAUCCUGCUCAACUCCCAUAUUGAGGGCGAGCAGGCUGCGAGUGGGAAUGUGGAUCAACGGGCUCCGUGCUGUGUGCCUGUGGCUUACGAAGACUUGGACCUGGUACUCUUAAAUGCGCAAGAGACUGGGACUGAACUCAGGCGCCUUCAGUAUGUGGUGGCGAGGGAGUGUGGGUGCCGCUAAAGCUGUUUUCUUCUCAAAAAAAAUAUUUUCCAUGUCUGGUUUAACAGUAACUGACCACAGCCUGUUUGGUGGAGGAAAAGUCUGUGUGUCAUCAUGUGUCAUUUAUUUGUUCACACAGAAUUAAUUGUAGCAAAUGCACAUAUUAAUUCACAGAGGUCUCUAUAGGCUAUAUACGUUCACAUAUAGAGAUGAUGUCUUAUUAGCAGUCGAUGCACAUGGCGAUUGAAAACAAAACACCAAAGAUAGGUCUUUGUCUUUGCCUAACAUCAGUUUGAGUAUUAUCAUCUUUCUCGAUAAAUAUUUUGCUUUUACAAUGUAAGUUUUGUUUCAUUGUGAUAAAUCUCUUAUUAUCCAUCAGACCACUACUGCCCUUUAAGUAAAAUUAAAAUUAGGAGUGAAAAUAUUGUUCUAAAACUACUGCUACUGAUGCCAGUAUAAGUCUGUGUUACAAGGUGGUGGCAAGUGACAUUUCUAAAUCUUCUAAAAAGUGGAUUUGAUUGAAUGAUUUAAAUUAUAUAUUAAAUGUACUAAACAUUUCUGAAUAAUGCACACAUGCAUGUACAGUACAAACACAGCCUUCUGUAUCUUUAUAUAAUUAAAUGCAAAGUGUAUUGAA
Scatophagus argus is the source of this 2347-nucleotide messenger RNA. RefSeq names its product anti-Mullerian hormone (gene amh). Gene Ontology annotation, biological process: gonad development. NCBI's taxonomy places the organism in Eukaryota, Metazoa, Chordata, Actinopteri, Scatophagidae. The record is from RefSeq and is a predicted model, not a curated record. The coding region runs from base 100 to 1731 and encodes 543 amino acids. The transcript is spliced from 7 exons. Gene Ontology annotation, molecular function: growth factor activity.